AUGUCUGAAACAGUUCGCCCGGCAUUCGCAGGCCGCGAGCGCCCGCUGCUCUCCUACGGCAUCGCUUUCCCCGCCGCUGCCGCUAACCAUGUCACAGUGACAUUCCACGCCUCGCGCGUAUACAUGAUCUGCUCCGGCUCAUUGGCUCGAAACACCGACUCUCUAGAUCGGCUGAUCGCAGCACUGGGUCCAGAGAAAGUCGUUGGACACCGUGUUGGCAUGCAGAGCCAUACGCUGUGGUCAGAGGUGCUCGAGAUCGUCGACGAAGCGCGGAAUGCAAAGGCAGAUCUCAUUCUCACAUUGGGAGCUGGGAGCCUGACAGACGGGGCGAAAAUUGUUGCUCUGGCCCUUGCAAACGACAUUCAUACCCAAGACGAACUGGAAACCCUCGCCCAAGGCCCGAGUAAACGCGCAGAAAUCAAUGCACCCACAGUACCCAUCAUUUCGGUCCCGACUUCUCUAUCUGCGGGCGAAUACUCCAAUUUCGCCGGUGGCACUAAAGACAGUUCGCGCCGGAAAUACAGCUUCCAGCCUCCCACGCGUGGACCGCAGCUUAUCAUUCUGGAUCCGGAGCUGGCAGAGGCGACACCGGACUCUAUCUGGAUUAGCACAGGUGUGCGAGCGGUGGAUCAUUGCGUCGAGACACUCUGCGCGAUCGUCGGAACGACUUCUGCAUCUGAUGAAUUGGCGGAACAUGCGCUAGGCUUGCUUGUGCCGGGACUUCUUCGGUGCAAGAAGGACCGCUCUGAUCGUGAUGCUCACUUGCAGUGUCAAUUGGGCUCGGUGGAUGCUAUGGCUGCUUCCGUCUGCAAAUUCAACGCCAAAUACAACGCAAACUGCGAUCGCCAAGCGCGCGUCCGGGAAUUCCUCCUCAACGACCCUGUUGUAUCGGAUGUCCUACACAUUCGCUCGGUGGACAUCGAGACAGCCGACCUGGGCGAUAUCCUCGAUGCCGUGAUCCGCGAGCUGGGGAUGCCGCGGUCCCUGGGUGAUGUCCAUGUUGGCCGGGAUAAGCUGGAUGCCUUGGCGGCGCAUAGUCUGCACGAUCGAUGGUGUCAGUCGAAUCCGGUGCCAUUGAAGGAGAAAGAGCAGGUGCUGGAGAUUUUGGAGAUGGUUGUUUAG
Penicillium argentinense is the source of this 1122-nucleotide messenger RNA. RefSeq names its product iron-containing alcohol dehydrogenase. Gene Ontology annotation, molecular function: alcohol dehydrogenase (NAD+) activity; metal ion binding. Lineage: Eukaryota; Fungi; Ascomycota; Eurotiomycetes; Eurotiales; Aspergillaceae. Gene Ontology annotation, cellular component: mitochondrion. The record is from RefSeq and is a predicted model, not a curated record. The transcript has 3 exons. The coding region runs from base 1 to 1122 and encodes 373 amino acids.